CGGAGUGGGAAACGGCAGUGUGAUCCUUGGUGGGUUACCAUAACGUAUAAGUAGUGAUUGCGAGCGAGAAUUUGCCAUUUUAACGAGACUAACUGAGGUAAACGGAUCAAUUGCAUCGUGCAGGAAGAAACAAAGCAGCUGAUGUUGUAAUGUCAUGGCGCCCAAAUGCAGCUCAUGCCGAGGGCUAUUCGACUCCUGCAAGCGACUCCCUCUCCUGCUCCCAAACUGCGGCCACACCUGCUGCAAGGCGUGUCUCGUGCGCCUCGUGCAGCACCGCGGUUACCUGUGCUCCGUCUGCAGGACAAAGCAAGGAGUCUCAGAUGUAGACGAUCUCCACGUGAAUCAUUCCCUGCUGGAGGAAAUUCUCUCUAUGGGUGAAGAAACGCCGGAGCCUCCGAGCGCGGAUGAAGCCGCCUGCACGCGGCACCCCGGCGUGCGUCUGGCCUUCUGGUGUAUCACGUGCCGCUCCGCCCUGUGUGGGGAGUGCGUUGUGGAGAUGCAUCCUCGGCCGGAACAUCAGGUCGCCCGGUUUCAAGAGGUCAUGGUGGAGAGAAGACGCCACGUGCAGACGGCGCUGCAGACGGUCAUUGACGACAUUGAGAAAACGACGAAGGACUGCCAGAAAGAAGGGGAGGACACUGGCGCCCACAACAAGGCUCUCGAGGACCUUUCCCAGACAAUCCUGGAAAGUGCGCUGAAGUUAGUGCUUGCCGCAACCAUUCUCGAGAGCCAGAGAAUCGACGUCAAAGACGAUGAAAGAAAGUUUAAGAAGCUUGAAGAAACUGCAUGCAGAAUGUUCUGUGACAUCCCUCGAGACAUCUCGGGAUGGGCUGGCAUUAAGGUUCUUCAGACGUAUGCAAAGGAGGUAGAGGAGUUCAAACACAACGUAUAUAAGAACAUCAGCGCUAAAGAAACGCACAGAAAUCUACACUAUAACGCUUCCAAAGAAACCGCGAAAGCCGUGGCAGCGAAUUGCAACGAACUCAUUAAGCAGGUCACGUCGCAAUGGCCCGACCGUCACAUGACACUAGAGAAGGCUGGAGGGUUGCGAGCAAGGCUUCAAUAUGCGGACAAGCGGCUUCACUUUCACUGCCCCCAAAAAGCUUCAAAGGAUGAGACGAUAAUGCAGAUGAAGCACUGGAGCCUCCUGCAGUGCCUAACGACACAAGCGCAGGUGCUCGUCUUCGUCGACCUGCACGACAGUGAGCUCGGAGACACGAAAAGGGUGUACAUCAACAUGACGUCGGAGCACACCCACAGUCAACACUUCCUGCGCCUCUGCGCCGGCCACCACAAGGCGUCCUUCCUGAACAAUGCGCUGACGACAAAGCGUGAAGACAGCAGUACAGUCGUUGUCGUGCUGGCAGCCCUGAAUGGAAUCGCGGCGGAUAAAGGGAAUGAAACAGCACCGAUACAGCUGCAGAAAGGAAAUGUGGUGUCCAUAUCGGGAGAAGUGACACAGGUGUGUGUCGUGAUGGAGGCCAGGCCAGGGGCGACCUUGGCUUGCACCCAUUUAGGAAAGGUCACAUCGGGACUAGAUGCGGUCAUCAAGAGCAACGGCAAUCUUGCCAAAGGAAAAGUUUGUGUCAAAGACUGUGGGUUUGCGUGGCAAAUUUAGCAUUCGCAAGUGGACUAAAUGCAAUACUAAAAUGGCUGAUGUAGAAUUGAUUCACUUUACCCCAUCACGUUUCAUCUCUGUCCUGUCGACCGCGGUAUGUAUUGACACCACUCAUCACGUCAGGUCACGUCACCGUUCCGUGAACAGCUUCGCCCAGCUCGAACUCAUCCAAGUAAUCCUGGUGGCCCAUACGCUUGGGCUGAAGAAGAUAAUUGCACUGCUGUUAGAGGAACACGUCAACUCAAAAAUACAAAAAAGGAUAUGGUUACAUAAAGUCCUGAGGAAAACACAAGUUGAAGGUGAAUACUUUUUUACAUUUUUUCAGCAAUUUCGAGUGUCAACAUUUAAAUUUAACCAUUUGUUAAAGAAGAAGUUCUCGUUCCAAGAACACUACUUUUCGGAUACCAAUUACACCAUAAAACAGACUGGCUGUAAACUGGCUGUAAGCUGAAGGAAUGGAACCAGCACGCCACGUUGGAAAGAAUCCGUGCCGUUACGUGAUGUUACAUGACGGUGUAGUGUGAAUUUGCCCAUUUAUUUACCUAGAAGUAUUGACGUGACGUGAUGAGAUAUGACGGUAUGCUGAGAAUCAGCCCUAACGAGGAAGAAAUAAUAGAAUAUCGACGAGAAAAUUCCCUGACCAUAUUAUGCUAUUAUUUUGUUACGAAUUUCAGUGGUUUGGCUUUAAAUAUUUACCUAACGACUGUAUGUAUUGGCUACUUCUUUAGCAAUGAUUUUAUCACAUAAAGGGGAGUCGUACAUAUUUUAAAUUUCACUAGACUUAAUAUGAUAGUACAACGUAAGGCGCAUUUUUGGCGGCCGGUUAUUUCAAGAUUUCAUGAAAAAUCUUGAAACUUCUUGCUCAUUCCAGUUUUUGACGGGGUCAGAUAUCUUGGUCAAAGAAUUUUCACACUUUCUCUAGCGGAAGCUUCCAAGUUUCAUGCCACAGUAGUAAAGAAACCGCCAACAUGGCCGACCGAUGUGAGGGAUUUCGAUAAAAAUCCUCUAUUAAAUUUAUUAUUUUGUCGCCAAUAGAUAAGUAUAUAAACUACCCAACUGUGGUCCUAUCUGUGCCGACCAGGAACAUGAAUUGGAUUAUAUUACUAGCUUUAUUAAUUUCUAAAAGAUAAAUACUAGCUAGUUAUGAUUGUAAUAUGGCCCCCUUGGCGAUGUUCGAAGAAAAUUUUCAUUCAAAACUCGCAGUUUGAAAAACAGACAUUUGCUCUUAAUAACAGAUAUUAUCCUUUUAUAAACUGUUGCUCUAAUAUGUUUUUAUUUAAUUUAUUCAAAACAUUUUAUGCUACAUAGUAUAUUCCUGAUUAAAAAUAAUAUUAGUCUUUAUCUCUUCGUCAGGUAAUACAAAAACAAGACGUGAAAGAUUACCUAAAUUCACUCUGAUUACCAAGAGCGUUCAGUCCGUUUUCUGCUGCAAUUACUCCACUACGAGCCUAGGUCUAUAUAAGCUACUCAAAUUCGUCCGUCUCGCGCAUGACGUCACAGGGCGUAUAGCAAUAUUGUGUGUGUGUGUGUGUAUGUGUGUGUGUAUGUGUGUGUGUGUGUGUGUGUGUGUGUGUGUGUGUGUGUGUGUGUGUGUGUGUGUGUGUGUGUGU
This is a messenger RNA of Penaeus chinensis, 3228 nucleotides long. RefSeq lists its product as uncharacterized. The transcript has 8 exons. Gene Ontology annotation, molecular function: zinc ion binding. The record is from RefSeq and is a predicted model, not a curated record. Lineage: Eukaryota; Metazoa; Arthropoda; Malacostraca; Decapoda; Penaeidae. The coding region runs from base 155 to 1618 and encodes 487 amino acids.